UCAUCUCAAGACGGGACUUGGAGAUAAUCAUCCGAGUGGAGUUUUCUUACUUGAAUUCAACAUCAUUUGAGUUUUUUUGUUUACUUAGUUUGAUAGUUUUAAACAACGUUCUGAUCUCUAGAUAACUUGUGGUUUAUUGAAGUAAGGGUAGACGAACCGAAUGGGUUGAUAAUUGAAAAUAUACUUGCUCUAUACUACACCAGUCGUAUGAUUAUACUUGGCUUACGAUAGGACUGUGUAAUAGGUUGCGAGUUAGAGACGAGGGACACAGUUGGAAUGAGUAAUGCGCAGAAUGCGUUAUUUUGAAAUAACUGGAUACCUCCGUGUGAUUUUGAAUAACACGUUUUUGCGUUAUUUACAAAGAACGUGGGCCCGAUUAACUCAUCACUCUAUUUUGCAUUCAGACGAGUUAUUCUUACUCAAAUAAUUCACAAUGAGUUAUUUGGAUCAAAAUAACUCAUUGAAAUAACCCAUCAAAAGGACCCCUUCAAUUAUUUUGGCCUCAUGGGCCUAUGCUCCUUCACUAGGCUUUUUCCUAUCUCAAUGGACAAGUCUAGUUGGACUUGUUUGUUUUGUUUUUUAAGCAAUUUGGUUGUUUGGUUUGCAUUUUUUAAUGCUUGUUCUUUUAGCUUAAUUAUUGGCACGCAAUUGGCUAGGCCUUAUGGGAAAUUCCGUGCGAAUCAGAUGGAAGUUUGUAUAAUUUUUAAUAAAUUUAUGUUUUUCAUGUCAUUUAAUUCUUAAGGAUUGUAAUAGAGAUGUUCAUAUAGUAAUAAAAUUAAGUACAUCGACUUUUAUCGACCGCCACAUGUGAUUACUUUUUGAUCUUGUAUAAAAAUGGGACUUGGGAUGGAGGAUUUGGACUUGGAGUAGAGGUUAUAAAGAAAGAAUCAAAUGGAGAAAUAAAAUAAAACCGAAGUGGGGAAAACAACCGCGUCUUUGACCUUGUAAACCCCGUCCCCGAGCCAGGAGAAGAGAAAGACUAGUCCCGCAUCGUCGCCAUUAAACCAAAAAUUCCAGGAUUCCUUCUUCCUAAAUUCCACUUCUUGAUACCAUUUCACAUCUGCCCUCAAGAUCUUCUCUUCUCUUCCUUUUCAUUUCCCCCUCUCCCAACAAUUAUUCCCCCGUUUCUUUUUCUCGUCUCCAGCUCAUUUCAUUCUCCCUGCCAACCCUGUUCCGUUUCCCCUCAAUCAUCUCCUUCAAUCAAGCCUUCCACCUUUUUAUCUUCCUAAACUCUAGCUUCGUUAUUUGGGUUUUCUAUCUCUUUCCUUUCUUUGGGUUUUCUCCUUCUCCUUCCUCCUUCCAUGGCUGACUUGGUAAAGCAGAUCUUGGCCAGGCCAAUCCAAUUGGCUGACCACGUCAUCAAAUCUGCAGACGAAGCCAGCUCCUUCAAGCAGGAGUGCGGCGAGCUGAAGUCCAAGACGGAGAAGCUCGCGGCCUUGCUCCGUCAAGCCGCUAGGGCGAGCUCCGACCUCUACGAGCGGCCCACCCGCCGCAUAAUCGACGACACGGAGCAAGUAAUCGAGAAGGCCCUCGCUCUAGUCCUCAAAUGCCGAGCCAACGGAAUCAUGAAGCGGGUCUUCACCAUUAUCCCCGCCGCCGCUUUCCGCAAGAUGUCCGCUCAGCUUGAGAACUCCAUCGGCGACGUCUCCUGGCUCCUCCGGGUUUCCGCCUCCGCCGACGACCGAGACGACGAGUACCUUGGACUCCCGCCGAUCGCCGCCAACGAGCCCAUCCUCUGCCUUAUAUGGGAGCAGAUUGCCACCCUCUACACUGGGUCUCCCGACGAUAGAUCUGACGCCGCCGCUUCCCUCGUCUCCCUAGCUCGGGACAAUGAUCGGUACGGUAAGUUGAUUAUCGAGGAAGGUGGGGUUCAGCCGCUGCUGAAAUUGGUCAAAGACGGGAAAUUGGAAGGUCAGGAGAAUGCGGCAAGAGCAAUUGGGCUUCUUGGUCGGGACCCUGAAAGCGUCGAACACAUGGUUCACGCCGGGGUUUGCUCGGUCUUCGCCAAAAUCCUCAAAGAAGCUCCCAUGAAGGUUCAGGCAGUGGUGGCUUGGGCUAUUUCGGAGCUGGCUGCUCAUUAUCCCAAAUGCCAGGAUCUCUUCGCUCAGCACAAUAUAAUCCGUCUGUUGGUUGGCCAUCUCGCAUUUGAGACAGUUCAAGAGCACAGUAAGUAUGCUAUUGUUAGCCAGAAAGCUACUUCGAUCCACGCCUUGGUGCUCGCUAGCAACGCCAAUUCAAACGCUGUCGCUAGUAGCAACACUAAUGGCAGUGUGAACUCUGCUGCACUGAAUGUUGAAGAAGAUAGAAGCAGGAUUAAUCACCCUUUAGGGAACAGAACGCGGAGCCAGUUCCAUAGUGUAAUUGCAAACACAAUGGCCAUGAAUGCAGUCGCCAAGCUCCCUAAUGGGAAUGCUGCAGUGGCCAACGGGAAUGGAAACAGUAGUACCCCUCCUGCUGCUGUUGCUGCUGCCGUGAAGCCGGCUACUCACCAUCAACAUACCAACUCACUCUCUGCUGUCAAUCUUAAAGGGAGGGAAGGUGAAGACGCAGCUACAAAGGCCCACAUGAAAGCAAUGGCAGCAAGAGCACUUUGGCAGCUUGCUAAGGGGAAUUCACCCAUUUGCCGAAGCAUAACGGAGUCGAGAGCUCUCUUGUGUUUUGCAGUUCUGUUAGAGAAAGGAACUGGGGAGGUUCAGUACAAUUCAGCCAUGGCAGUGAUGGAGCUCACUGCAGUAGCUGAAGAGGAUUCGGAUUUGAGAAGAUCAGCAUUCAAGCCCAAUGCUCCUGCUUGCAAAGCUGUUGUGGAUCAAAUUCUGAGGAUCAUUGAGCAAGGGGAUACCGAGCUGCUAAUUCCUUGUGUCAAAGCUAUUGGCAAUUUAGCAAGAACGUUUAGAGCUACAGAGACCAGGAUGAUCACCCCAUUAGUUAAGCUUCUAGAUGAGAGGGAAGCUGAAGUUUCAAGGGAGGCAUCGGUUGCUCUCGCUAAGUUUGCCAGUUCAGACAAUUAUCUCCACCUUGACCAUGCAAAGGCGAUCAUUAGUGCUGGAGGGGCAAAGCAUUUGAUCCAGCUUGUCUAUUUUGGUGAACAAGUUGUUCAGAUUUCAGCUUUGGUUCUUCUUUGCUACAUUGCUUUCCAUGUUCCAGAUAGCGAGGAGCUUGCAAAGGCGGAGGUUUUGACUGUCUUGGAAUGGGCUUGCAAGCAAGCUUUCAUUACCCAGAACGAAAUACUGGAUCCUGUGCUUCCAGAAGCCAAGAGCAGAUUGGAACUUUACCAAUCUAGAGGUUCAAGGGGGUUCCAUUGAAAUUUCCAAAACCCUCGUGGCUUUAGCUUAUAUAUGUUUUUAUCGUUGCAUAAAUGGUUUCAUAGUUUCUUGUGCUGCAGUUCAAAUUGACUGUACAUAUAAUUUGGCUCUCCCCCACUCUAUAUGUUGUUUUCUUUGCCUGAUUUUUUGAAUGUAUUAUUAAAAUUAUUUCCUCCAGUCAUGGAAGCAACCAAUUUGUAGCUUUGACAUCUAGUGUCGAUGGCAGAUUAUAUUUCCAGAUCCUGGAUAUGGGGACAUAUGUGCUCUUCCUAUCAUCAGAUUAUGAAUUAAUUGACUUUAUCCUUGCAAAUGGGGGGUCAGUGAACUGCAUUAUUUCGAUGUUCUCCAUGAUUGGUGUGCUCCUGGCCCAUAAUUGAUGUAAAGCUUAGGUGGAACAGCUAGCAAGACAGGGAUGAUGUGAAGAGAAUGUUUUCCAACGAACCCACCUCAAAAUUGGUAGCGCUUUUAGCAAAUGUGGGAAUGUUUUGAGGUUCCCAACUAACUCGUUUUGUGUUUGGGAGUUGAGACCUGUUUUGUUCACCGGCCCAUUCGUAUUCUUCCUUGUAUGCCACUACUUUUUCUUCAACCUGAGUGUUAGGAAACGUCUGUAUGGAGAUUAUUACGGUUGGCCUCGGGCGUUGUUCUGCAUUGGAGUGCCAUUGAUUUGCAGCUUUUGAAGGGCCAGAGCUGUAUCUCGUUCCCGGUGGGUGGAUUUGGAUAGUCAUAAUUGUGACUUUGCUUAUGCAGGAUAGAAACCUGUUUCCAUCGGAUUUCUGGAUCAAGUUGUGGAUUGGGGUAAAAUACUUUCGGUGCCACUUAAUUUUGAGAAUUGGGGUAAAUAUACCACUUGAGUUUGAAUAAGGCGUACAUAGUAAUUUGCCAAAAAAAAAAUUGUCAAAAAAGAUUUGAAUAGGGCGUCAGGUAUCACUGAACACUAUUGAUAUGGCGAAAGUCUACGAUCGCGUGGAGUGGUGGUUCUUAUAAGGGAUUAUGAAGAGAAUGGAUUUUUCUGAUCAGUGGGUUCACGAGGUAUGUGGAAGCCAAUUAUGAUACUCUAUCAAUUAUGCAAAUUUAAUAGGAAUGUGUUGUUUGAGAUUGAAUGUUGUGAGAAUUCUCAACUUCUAGCUUCAAGUCUAAGGUUCAUUCCUAUCUCAAGUUUGUCAAAUUAUUUUAUGCUAUAUCUGACCGUCCGUUCAACUCAUUCUAUAUUGGUUGUGCUAUUGUUGCAAGAAGUGAUAGCUGAGGCGGUCACACAUCGAGUUUUACAUUUGUAAGCUCGAUUGUCGACAAUACUAACUACUCCAAUCUAGGACAAGUGCACCCUAGAUCAGCAAAGUAGUAUAGUGAUGACUGAGGUCUCAUUCCAAGGGUUACAGUAUACUAGGCUACUUAGGCUCAGUUGUUAUCUGGUCGACCAUUUACUUAGAAGGUGGGCAGUUGUCGAUUCUGAACUAAAGAUCGUUAGAGGAGAAGAGGUGCUUAGAGUGCCUCCCUCGCUCUAACUAUAGGAGAUGACAUGCAAAAAGAUAUAAGGACGACUUAUGGCGAUCGAGGUGCGGAGAUCUCUAAUCUAGGGAUUGUCUCAAUGGUCAUGCAACCAAUCCCACUCCUACGCCGAUCCACUAGCCCAAUGUCACCUCAGCUAGCUUCACGUUGUAGGGAUAAAACCUAUCUCCUCUAAAUGUGUUCUAACCAUUCGCACACUAGACUUUCGAGUCGAUAGUCACGCACUAGACGUCCUAGCAUUUCCUAGGUGGACGUCUAAUAGGCAAGGGUACAGUUGCCUCGUCCAUCAUACUAGACUCCUAGAUCAUUCAUCUACUCCUAACAAACCAAGGCGCUCAAAUCUACCAUAUAAGUUGCAACGAGGGAAACUGCGAUACAGACAAUCCCACACUACUUGAUGCAAGAAAGAUAAUCAUCAAGU
Linum trigynum is the source of this 5229-nucleotide messenger RNA. NCBI's taxonomy places the organism in Eukaryota, Viridiplantae, Streptophyta, Magnoliopsida, Malpighiales, Linaceae. The record is from the annotation of a GenBank genome assembly.